Pollicipes pollicipes is the source of this 2513-nucleotide messenger RNA. Its product is annotated as zinc finger protein 26. NCBI's taxonomy places the organism in Eukaryota, Metazoa, Arthropoda, Thecostraca, Pollicipedomorpha, Pollicipedidae. The transcript is spliced from 10 exons. The coding region runs from base 81 to 1952 and encodes 623 amino acids. The record is from RefSeq and is a predicted model, not a curated record.
CGAGGUUCGUUUCGCGCUGGCAAAGGUGGGCAAACAGGAGACGGGUUUUCCUUCUCAGGCUCCAUAUCCAAAACUGUGUGAUGCACCUCCUAACACUGCACAGAGCUGAGCAGUGUGGCUUGGCAGAGUCCAGAAGUGGAUCUUGGGCCAGGAAGAUACCCACCAGUCACCAGCCACAUGGUACGGACAGGAUUGAGAUGCACAGGUGGCUAUCCACCCUCCUCAAGGAACAAGACACAUUCAAAUUAGAAGAAAGAGUACUGUGCUGCAUUCUGCACUGUCUAUGGAAGGAAGAUGAGCUGAGACAUGACAUACUGGAAGAUGCAGAUGUGCGGAAGAAGGCAUUCAACAUGUUUCUUAUGGAGGCCUUAGAUGUUUACCAGGCAUCCAGAAACAGUGGAGGACACAAUUCAAGGCUGUCUCAGCACAUUGUUGACGUCCUGCCCAUGGGUCCAGACAAGUCAAUGGAGGGGGACCCGACGGCCCCGGCAGAUGUGGGAUCGCCGGCGGGUGGUGGUGCGGCCACCGGGGGGGCCGCGGAGCCGCCAGCGCCAGCGGACGCCGCCCCGUCAGACGAGGCGGCACCGGCCCCGGCCGCCCCGCCCCAGACGGAGAUACGGCACAUGGCGGCCAAACGGCAGCGCCCGGAGGACGCCGACGACGCGACGGACGUGUGCAGCGAGCUCACCGUGGCCAAGAUUUCGGGCCGCAACAUCACCAAACGUGAGAAGGCCACAUGGAAGUCCCUGUCCCAGCAGCUGCCAGAGGAGCACAUCGUCCUGCCCACUGCCAGCCUUCUCUUCAUCAGGUGUGUGCGCUGUCCGGAGCUAGUGUUCACCGAGUACGCGGCCAUGCAGGACCACUGGGAGGAGCGGCGCCACUGUCUCUGCUGCGUCAUGUGCGACGCGCUCAUGGCCCCGGCCAGCAUGGCUCUGGGACACCUGCGGCUCGCACAUCAGCACGCAGUGCCGGACAACUGGUUCGUGUUCGUGGCGUGCCUGCCGUGUCGGUGGUCCGACUUCGGCUCCACCGAGGACGUCAUCAGCCACAUGGCCUCGCACCGGGCGGCGCGGGCGCUCCAGCCGGCCGUCUACCCACCCCACCUCACCUGCUUCAAACGGGUGGUGUGCAACCAGUGCGGCCGCGUGCUGGUGGACAGCCGGUCGGAGGCGGUGGACCGGUACCUGCGACGGCCCGGCACGCCGUGCCAGCACGAGCAGGCGCCGACCGUGGCGUGCGCCACGUGCCGCCUAGUGUGGGCUGGCGCCGCCGCGCUGGCCGCCCACCUGCGCCUCGACCGCGGCUCCUGCUACCACCUGAGGACUAAGGCCCCGGCCGGCGGCUGUCCGCUGUGUCGGCGAGCCAUGCAGCCGGGCGAGUCGCUGCCCGACCACCUGCUGGGGCACGCGGCGGCUGGUCUGCGCUGUGUGCAGUGCGGUCUGGUGACGGACACGCACACCGAGAUGGCGGCGCACCGGCAGUUCCUGUGGCGCUGCAGCUGCGCCGCCUGCGACACGAGCGUCGGCCGCGGCAGCCGCCUGCUCCGCCACGUGCUGGAGGACCACGACGGCGGUCGCAUGCUGACGGAGACACGGCGCGCGCGGCCGCAGCGCAACGCGCCGGAGCAGGGCAUGUGCGCCAUCUGCGGCCGCCACCAGACGCGCCUGCUCGACCACAUGCGGCUGAUCCACCGGCGGCGCCACUGCCAGUGCUGCGGUCGCGAUGUGUCGGUGGCCACCUGGCUCAGCCACAGACGCCGCCGCGAGCAGCCCGAACGGCUGUUUUGUGACCAGUGCGACACGAUGUUCAGCACCCCAUCGGCGCUGCGCGUGCACAUGCGGCAGCACAGCGGCGAGCGACCGUUCCAGUGUGACGCCUGCCAGAUCGGCUUCGCCAGGAAGAAGCAGCUGGUCACGCACGUGCACAGGAAGCAUCACAACGGCGGCACGUGACGGGGCCGGCACUGGCGCCACGUGUCUGGGGCGUGUCCGCGAUUAACGGCGUCUGCCGCGGCGAGGAGACUCCCUCCGGCGCAGGCUCACCGGCGGGCGGGAGGCGGCCGGCGGGGGAGGCGAGCACACGUGGUACUGCCGCGCAGUGAUAGCUUUCUCCACCGGCCGGCGGCAGCUGUGGGAGGCGCGGGUGUCACUGCGCGGCUGGGCUAGCUGCCAGAGAUCUGACACGGGUCAGACGAGCCGCCAAUACCUGCGGGAUCGCCUCUUCGCUGCCGUGAGCGAUUCUCGUGGGACAUGUUAUGAGGUCAUGCGUUGCAUUCCUUUAUCGCCUGUCACCGGUUGUCAUGUCAUAUUGCAUGCAGUUUGUGGGCUGAGACUGCAAAACGUGGUAUCCGAGUUCGAAGUUGUUUUAAUGGUGCACAAUUCGUAUUGCUUGCGGCGAUAUCGGGCAGCCAGCUACUCAAGUGUGGCAGUGCUGGUGUCUCGAUCAAAAAAGUGUUUGCCAUGUCUGUGAUAGUUGCAAAACGGUGUCCAUGGUGAAUAGAAUGAUGACGCGAG